This is a messenger RNA of Eremomyces bilateralis CBS 781.70, 1881 nucleotides long. RefSeq lists its product as uncharacterized. NCBI's taxonomy places the organism in Eukaryota, Fungi, Ascomycota, Dothideomycetes, Eremomycetales, Eremomycetaceae. Bases 133 to 1731 code for a protein of 532 amino acids. The transcript has a single exon. The record is from RefSeq and is a predicted model, not a curated record.
CCACCACCACGUAUCGCAUACAACAAUUUGACUGAGUAGUGUGUGGCCAGGUAAUUCUCCCCUUCCCUUUCGGUCCGGCUACGCAGACUAACCCUUCACCAGGAUUGCGGCGUGCCCCCGUUCCAGCGAAACAUGCCCGCGCUCAGAGCCACCCGCCAGUCGAAUCGCACCUCGCGAACCUCCAGUCCCUAUGUCCAUUCCCCGAAUGAACCGUCGACCCAGACGACCACCAAAGAGUCGAAUCGCGUGGAUCCCGAUGUGUGGGACGAGCCUCCCCUGAAGGAUCCGGCCCCGAGUUUCGAAGAGCAUGGAUUUGAUCGCGUCGGAGUGCUCGAGACCAUGGCGCCGCUGGGGUCAUUGCCGAGUCUCAAGUUGAAGGGGAAAACGAAGGACUCCAUCCGACGAUCGACCUUGUCGCGGUCGGCGCUCGGGAACCAGUCCGAGGACGCGUUGGACAGUGCGAAGACCACGCCUUCCAUUCCGCCGAGUCGAUCACAAUCACACAUGCCGGAAGGGCAACCCAGUCGCGACGUUUCGGAGCCGAGAGAUGAAGAGGAGGAUGAAGAAUAUGUUCCGAAUGGGCAUGGUCCGGUGACGCGACAUUCUAAGCCGCCUACGAAACUGAACAUCUCCUUUGCCGCGCUCAACCAAAACCCACCACCGGUAACUCCUAGCCGUCGAAGGUCGAAAGGAAGAGAUCGCCUUCUUAAGGAGUCGGUGACGGAAGCGAUCAAAGUCGCGGAACAGAACGGUCAAAUUUUGAUCGCCAUCACGCUGCAGACGUUGCUUGAUAACCGGACGCGGGAAGUUGCAGUCGAUGAUUUAAUCCACGACAUCCUGCAUCAGCGGAAGAUGACGGCAUCUCAGGUUGAGCUCAUGCGACGAUUUUUUGCACUGUCAACGAAGCGCAUGAAUUCAACACGAAGCCGAGACCGUGGUUAUAUCAAGGCUAUCACCUCGAUCGGCGCCGCCGAGAACCGCCAACACACCCAAUUUUCACCUCAUCCAUCCCAUCUACCAUUUCACAACAAUCUCCCAACAAACACCCCCGAUUCGCAACCUUCUCAUUCCAUCAAAUCCUCGCCCGUUCACCCCUCGUUAGAUGCAUCAAGUCAACCCGGUAGCAAGCGGAGGUCACCACGGAAGGUCAUGACAACCAACGGAACGGGAAAAUCUACGACCAACGAUCAAUCUCAAGCCGACCAAGGGCGAGAACGGGCAAGAAGUGUCUCGUCGACUUCGUCUCUCAGUUCUGUUGACGAGGCCAUCGUCGAGGAAGGCUCACCCAGCACCGUCGCAUUGAAGAACCUCAUCGGUAACAGCCCCCGUACCUCCAACCGCCCAAACGGCCCAUUCCGAGAUCUGAAUCGAACCAUGGCGACAUUUUUUGGCGGCCAGCACAACAAAAAGCGAUCCCACGACGCGAUGGCGGGUCCGAUGGAUGCCGAGGCUGAGCAGUUGCUCCGCAAGAAAUUCAUGCGAGCAUUCCCUGACUAUCACGUCGAUUCCAGCGAGAUCCGCUCCAGCGUGCAGCGGGCUAAGGAAGCCGAGGAGCGGGCACCAGCCCCCGUUGAGCCCUCGCGAACCACCCGACAGUCUCUUGCUGGCCCUCUCCUGCCUCCACGGACGGCGCAUGCUCUGCAGUAUCCGUUUGCAGGCCGCUCCCGAGAAGCAUCACCACGAGAAGGCAACAAAUUGAAAACGGCUGCAGCACGUGUUAAGACAUCGUAAGUGCCAUUUCCCUAAGAUCAGUCUGUUCUUCUAUUCACAUUUUCGUGUUUGUUUCACAUUAAAAAAGCACACGUGGACGGUCGGACAUCCAUUACGCGUUCUACCUUGGGAGAUCCGGAGCAUGUUCAAGGCGACAAAGUUCUCACUGGG